Messenger RNA from Manduca sexta (tobacco hornworm), 2861 nucleotides. RefSeq names its product E3 ubiquitin-protein ligase MSL2 (gene msl-2). The record is from RefSeq and is a predicted model, not a curated record. Gene Ontology annotation, molecular function: ubiquitin protein ligase activity. The transcript is spliced from 4 exons. NCBI's taxonomy places the organism in Eukaryota, Metazoa, Arthropoda, Insecta, Lepidoptera, Sphingidae. Bases 668 to 1945 code for a protein of 425 amino acids. Gene Ontology annotation, cellular component: MSL complex.
CUUUAAUUUGCCUAAUAUUAUUAAACCGUGGUUGAAACUUGUAGAUGUAAAUUAUAAUUAUUACGUACUCAGUUACGUACGUAUUAUUUUGGCAUUUUGAAUUUAGAGUUUUGUUUUUGGCGCCCUUCGAGAAUCGAGGCAUACCUUACACGUUUACAAAUUCACUUGCGGCUUUUUUUUUAAUUACAUGUAUGUAUUUUCCCAACUUAAAAUGUAAGUAAUUAAUAUUUAUAAAUUAUUUCGAUUACCUACCAAUUUUACAAAAUGGUGUAAAACAAUAAACCUUAACAAUGAUUGUCGAAAUGUUGUUAUACACACAUAGUGUCAGCUAGUAUAUUCAAUUAUUUACGUUCAGAAAAACAGAAACGAAAUUAUGCAGUAUUUGCAAAAACGUAUGUAAUAGUUGCUUAUAUUAAUUAUUAUUUAUAUUUAAAAUACUAUUUUUUGAUAAAUAUGUUCAAGCAAACGGACUUUCGAAAUGCUAAAGAUACUUUGCAAGUUUGGAACAAAAACUGUUUUUGACAUGAGUUGACAAUUGACAGUUAUUGACAUUGACAAUUUGGAGUUUUCGAAGAAAGAUUUGCGGCUUUUCAUUUGUGUAUUUUUGUGUAAACUAAACAAAACGAGUUAACAUAAAUGACAGUAUUGUGGAAGUAAAUUUAUAACAAUGAAUGCGACGAGUUUAUACGUUUCUACAUGUAGGCUUAUUAUAUUAGCAGACCCCGCAGAUAAAUCCUCAUGGAUAGAUUUAUUUCGUUUAGUUCCGUAUUUACGGCAAUCUCUAUCGUGUACUGUGUGUGGUAACUUGCUCAAGGAGCCGUACACGCCGACCAGUUCUGGCUGCCAGCAUCAUGUGUGUAAAAAGUGCAAAGGAGGACGUAAGAAAUUAAAACCUUCAUGUAGUUGGUGUAAAGACUAUGAAAACUAUGCAGAAAAUUUACAAUUAAGGAUACUGCUUCAGUGUUAUAAAAAGUUGUGUGAAUAUUUUAUGGGUACGGACGUUUAUAAAAUUUUAUUAGAUGAAGAUGAGAUAUCUGCAGGUAUAAAUGGAGGUACGGUUGCUAGCUCUGGGUUAAUAGACUUGAUACAGGAAGGAGCAGGGUUUACAGAUGACUACAAAAGUACUGCGGGUUUAUCAAAGUCUGCGUACAGUAUAUUACCAUGUGUAUACACAAAUUCAGCAUCAACACAAACUCAGGCAGCGUCAUCAUCAAAUCAUUCAGAAGCGAGAACAUCCAAAGAGUCACCAAACUCUAGGUCAACCUCUAACGGUUCUCCCCUAUACUCUGUGAUGUAUGCGGGAUCUGGCAACAAAAUCACAAUUAAAAGGAAAGCUGUUGAUGAUAUAGAUUCACCACAAAGUGAGACAACUACUAGAGAAAGUAAGAGUCAAUUAGGUUUUAAAAAGCCCUCCAAUAGACAACGUAAUUCAGCCAGUAGUAAACGAAAAGGAUGUAGAUGUGGCAAUGCAACAGCUACUCCGGGGAAGUUAACAUGUUGUGGGCAGAGAUGUCCUUGUUAUGUGGACAGUAAACCAUGUACCGAAUGUAAAUGUAAAGGUUGCAGAAACCCACAUAGACCAGAUGGAAUGAAGGUGCGGCCACAUAUACCACAGCUUGAGACAGUGCAAUUGACAUUGAAUUCAAAUCCAGAUAGUUCCCCGUCAUGUUCAGGGUCUAUGGAUAGUUUGGACACAGAUACACUCACUAUGGAAGCUAUGGAGGAGUCACUCAACUAUAGUGCUGAUCUCAAGCCAUCUAAUAUUAAAGUUUACGCCAGUCAGUUGCAAGAAGUGUCAGCAUGUUUGCCGGCGGCGAUAAUGAUGGACGAGGAGGGCUCGGCGGAGGAGUCGUCUGAGUCGUCGCCUCGGUCGGGCGGCACGGCCGGCACGGCGGGCACGGCCGGCACGCACGAACACGACAGUGACGUCGACGUCGACGUAUGACGUCCGCUGUGCCAACCCGCACACUAGGGGUCGCGGCGCGUGUGCGUCACCGCCGUGGCACACACGCCGCCGCUACUGUCACUUGUGUUACUCGUGUUGCUAGUAUUGCUAGUCUUGUGCAUGUGGAAGUGGUAUAGACAUAAGCUACGCCUGACCAAUGUGCAUAUGUUUGAAGUGUGAUGCGGUGCAUAUCAUUGCGUUUUGUGAGUAGUGACGUUCGUAAGCAAAUAAAAGUAUUUAUAUUAAUAACAUAAUAUAUCGCUCGUAACCAACUUGUUAAAGCUGAAAUUGUUCUUAUACAUAGAUUAGGCUUAUUCCAAGUUGUUGGAUACAAAAUAUAUAUUUUUUGUACUAUGUCACUAUUCAUAGAAAGCAGUUAUAUUGGUAAGAAUUUUAGAAAAGGUACCAACAACUCCUUGACAAAAUCAAUUGAUUGUACUGAUUAAAGAUACUUGAUUGAAAACUUUCCAUGUAGAUAAUAAUAUGUUAGUUAAUAAUUGUUAACUCUACUGUGAAUAUUUCUUUAAUCAUGUUCUGAGUGAAUGUCCCUAGAAAUGAGUUGAAAAUACAAGAUACUUCCUUGUGAUGCGGAUCUCGGCACGGAAUUGUAAAUAUUGUGAUAUAUUUGGUUCUAUAUUUAUGCAAUACUACUGAAUAUGCAUCAUUUUAUUGAUAGGAGCGGAUAUUUUUUUAAACCUAAUUGUAUCAUAAAUUAUUUAAAUUUGUAUAUCAACUUCCAUAAUUCAAUUAAUAUAAUUUGCUUACAUCAUUUUUAUUUCACAUGGUAGUACAAUAAUAUUUUAAUUUUUGAUAAUAUGUUUAAUCACAUAUUGUACACGAAUUAUUAUGAUACAUACCCAUUGCUCAGACAAACAUAAUUUUGUGCCAAACAGAACAAGAAUAUAUUUUAAAAAAU